Hemiscyllium ocellatum (epaulette shark) is the source of this 2506-nucleotide messenger RNA. Its product is annotated as cyclin-L1-like. Gene Ontology annotation, biological process: regulation of transcription by RNA polymerase II. The record is from RefSeq and is a predicted model, not a curated record. NCBI's taxonomy places the organism in Eukaryota, Metazoa, Chordata, Chondrichthyes, Orectolobiformes, Hemiscylliidae. The coding region runs from base 29 to 1534 and encodes 501 amino acids. The transcript is spliced from 11 exons. Gene Ontology annotation, cellular component: nucleus. Gene Ontology annotation, molecular function: cyclin-dependent protein serine/threonine kinase regulator activity.
GCGCGCACGGAGCGGAGAGGCGGACAAAAUGGCGGCUGGUGGCAGUGGGAUCCUGAUCGGUGACAAACUCUAUUCUAGCAUUGCCCUGACCCUAGAAAACUGCCUGAUCUCCGAGGAGAAGCUUUCCCUGACGGCUUCUGUGUCGGACGGCCUCGAUCCGGAGGUGGAGACUGACCUGAGGAUAGUGGGAUGCGAGUUAAUCCAGGCCGCCGGCAUCUUGUUGAAACUCCCUCAGGUGGCGAUGGCAACUGGACAAGUUUUAUUUCAGCGCUUCUUCUAUUCAAAAUCCUUUGUGAAGCAUCCCAUGGAGAUAUUAUCGAUGGCAUGUGUACAUUUGGCAUCUAAAAUUGAAGAAGACCCUAGGCGCAUUCGGGAUGUCAUUAAUGUAUUUCAUCAUUUGCGAAAACUCAGGGAGAAGAAAUCUCCUACGCCACUUCCUUUGGACCAAAGCUAUGUCAACCUGAAAAACCAAGUAAUAAAGGCAGAAAGACGAGUGUUAAAGGAACUGGGAUUCUGUGUUCACGUCAAGCACCCUCAUAAGAUUAUCGUUAUGUACCUUCAGGUGUUAGAAUGUGAACGUAACCGGCCUCUGGUCCAAACUGCAUGGAAUUAUAUGAAUGACAGCCUACGGACAGAUGUAUUUGUCAGGUACCAUCCAGAGACCAUUGCCUGUGCAUGCAUCUACUUGGCUGCUCGGGCUCUUGAGAUUCCACUUCCAAAUCGUCCCCAUUGGUUUCUACUGUUUGGAACAAGUGAAGAAGAAAUGAAGGAAAUCUGUGUGAAAAUCUUAAAGCUCUACACAAGGAAAAAGGCAAAUUUGGAACACCUUGACAGUGAAGUUGAAAAGCGAAAAGUGGCUCUUCAAGAAGCAAAAGCAAAAGCCAAAGGUCUUUUACCAGAUGGUACACCUGCAUUAGAUGCUCCCCCAAGCUUCUCUCCAUCUUCAAAACCAGAUUCUCCCAAAGAUGGAAAACUUGAAAAACCUUCGCCACUAUCUAUCCAGGCAAUGAAAAAUGCUAGACGAAAACUGGAUGAGGAAGAAAAAUGGCCCCGAUCUAACAGUCCUUUUAAUGGUGUUCAAAAGGGGAAGAAUAGCAGAAGUCGGAGCAGAAGCAAAGGUCGGAGUUACUCGAGGUCUCGCUCUCAUUCACAUUCUCCACGGAGACGAAGAACAAGAAGCCGUUCUGCAUCUAACAGCUCUCGAUCCCGCAGCCACUCAAGAAGCCGCAGUGAUUCCCCUCCACAACGGCACAAACGAAGCUCACCUUACAUUGGCAGGCCAAAAGUCAAGGAAUAUGAUGAUAUGCGAGAAUUCAAAUACAAUUCCCACAAACGCAGGCGUUCACACAGCAGGAGCUACAGUAAAAGUUUGUCAAGAUCUAGAAGCAGAUCCAGAGAGCGUUUAGAUUUUCCUCGAAAACACAAAGAAAGCAGAAGCCAUCAUAGAGAGCGAAGGCACGAUCGAUCACGGUCUUAUGAAAGGUCUACAAAACAUCACAACAGCCACUCUGGCCACAGCAGACACCGGCGGUGAUGGGAGAAGCCUAUUUAAUGUUGUUUACAUAACUUUGUAUUAUUCAAGAUUUAUACAAUCUCUAAACAAGUCUUUGUUAAAGAGGUUCCUGUAGAACAUUGAGGGUUAGUUGUGUAAAUUGCACUGCUUGUAGUUCGAAAACCAAUGUAGUGGCUCCUGCUGACAUCCCUAUUAAGACUUUUUAAUAGUGUCUUACCAACUGCUGAUAAACUUCAUAUUAAAUAUUUUCUGAUAAACUGAGUUGUGUAUGGUUUACACAGCUUUAUAUUGUUUCAGGGUUUGUAAAUUAUUUUUUGUAAAACUUGCUUGUGUUAACAUGACAUUUAAGAUUUCCUUUUCUGUUAACUGUUUGUAUAUAGGGCCGUAAACAGACAUGUGCAAUGCACCUGGAGGAGUGGAGAGAGAAAUGCCCUCUUUGAAGCAGUCAGCUUCAAUUUUGUGAACUAUAUUUUGUGUUCAGUGUUGUCUCAAUGGUGCAGUUGGGUGCCAAUUUCAUUCAGUUUAAUUUUUAAAAAUAAUAAAUUUCUUUCAAAUGUGUGAUUACAAACUUCCACCUGUUGUUUGGUCUGAACCAUUAAAGUAGGAUUGACGGUGAUAUGGUUUUACAGAAGAGAUACAUGGCUAUUUUUGAUUUUGCUGCUGCAUACACUAUUGUAUUUUUCAGAAAGAAGCCAUUGUCUUUGUAGUUAUGUAAAGUACUUUAAAAUUUUUCUUUGGGAAGUAAUAAUGUACCUAAGAGAGGUUACUUAAUAUUUGUAAAGAGAUUUUUGAACUUCUUUUGAUGGGGCAGGAAGGUUAUUUGCAACUGAUAAUUGUCUGUCUGUUCAAGUGUACAUGUUUUGUUCUAUUAAGUAAAAUGAAUUGCUUACAACCAGGAGAUAUUGUACAUAAAACUUCUAAUGUAGUGCAGCAAACAUACAUGUGCCUUGAAUAUGUAAGUUUUAUGAACUACAAAUGGAAUUUGGAUAUGCA